This is a messenger RNA of Truncatella angustata, 624 nucleotides long. RefSeq lists its product as uncharacterized. The record is from RefSeq and is a predicted model, not a curated record. Bases 1 to 624 code for a protein of 207 amino acids. The transcript is spliced from 2 exons. Lineage: Eukaryota; Fungi; Ascomycota; Sordariomycetes; Amphisphaeriales; Sporocadaceae.
AUGCAGUUGAUCAAGACUCUCAUCUUCCUCGCCACCGUCACCUCUGGUGCCAUGGCCGCUGUUCGUCAAGCUGCUGUCGCCCGCGGCGGCACUGAGCAGGUCGUGGCUUACUACGAUUUCGAGUGCGAUUGCACCACUACCACGACCGUCACUGUCAGUGGCGGCGUCACUGUCUACCCGACCAUCGAUAGUGCUACUCCCCCGACUACCAUCUCCACUGCCUGCACAUUCGACAAUACGACUCCUGGAGGCUACCCCAUUCCGACUCUGGCCACCACCACAGUCACCGGUGUCACCUCCACCAUCUCCACAGUUCCUUCUGGUACUGGCAGCACUGGAGUUUCUCCUCCUGCUGGCGGUUCGGUUCCUCCUGGUGCAACUGUCCCACCCACUGUGACUAGCACCCGACCUAACCCCGCUACCCCGACUAUCAUCACAGGCUCUGCUACUCACUCCUCUAGUGUUACUCUUUCUGUCUCUUCCAGUAGUACCGACACUGGAUCCGGCCCCUCCACCUUGACACCCGAGGCUCCCCCCACCUCGACUGCCUCUUCAGCUGGUGCCGCUCACCAGACCGUAUACCUGGGUCUGCUUGGCGCCGCAGCAUUUGCUCUGGUAAUCUGA